CAUCUAUCCAAUAAUUUUAGAGAAAAAAAUGAAAAAAACACUAGAUCAUAAGAAAUGGAGUUUGUGACUUUCGUAACUAUAUUUUUUUGGCUAGUUCGGUAUAAGCUAUUUUGUAGUGCUCGAAAUUUUAGUUUUAAAUAAUGAUGCUUUUCCUAUCCUAAUAGGCACCCAAAAGUAUGUCAUUAUCUUUUUUAUGUAAACCAAUAUGCGAAUGGUUGGAGUGUUAUUCAUGGUCAAAAUGGUUGUUUUUCUCCUCAAUAGUUUACUCGGAUACUGAGUUGCCAAUAUCAAUGUAUCACGGUGCAGAAAAUAUUUUAUAUGCUAAACUUUCUAUUUCUUUAAGUCAUAGCCAAAAUAUCAUGAAUAAAUAGUACCAUGUUGAGAGUUUUUUUCUCACCAUAGAUAUACAGUUCAUAAUAAAUUUUGAGAUUUAUAUAUAUAAUACUCCCAAACACAACAGCAAGCACCAUUGUGAAUAUCUCAAUGUAUAACUUUUUUUUGGGUUACAAUGUAUAAAUUUUUUAUAUGCAACAAUGCAAGAAUGAAAACUCACGUAUGUUUCAAAUCUUGCAAUGGAUAGCUCUUGUAUGCAGAUGUGCAAUCUCCUCCAUGCGUUAAUUAUUUUUAACUUUUAUUUAUUUAUUUCUAAUUAUAUAUUAACAAACGUUUUCUUCUAUUUUGAGUUACACACAUGCAAACACUAUAUGUCAAAUUUCAUAUCAUGCAACUCAGAGCUCUUGGUCAUUGAUGACUUGCUGUCUGCUCUGGUGGGCAUUGAGGGGCGACACAUUUCAAUAAAAAGAGUGCGAGGGAAGGAAGGCCAUGUAAUAUUUCAGAUCGAUCCAUCUAUGGACCUGGCACUGCAGGAAUUGACACAGCGGAUUUUCCCUUUAUGCGAGGACUUUGUGUUGAUCUGUCAGUUUGUUGAGUCCAAGUCCCAUUUCAAGAAUGGCCUGGUUAACCAUGCAUUUGCUGCUGCACUGAGAGCCCUCCUUCUGGAUUACCAAGCAAUGGUUGCACAACUUGAACAUCAAUUCCGCCUCGGAAGACUUUCUGUUCAAGGAUUGUGGUUUUAUUGUCAGCCAAUGAUGGGAUCACUGCAUGCUUUGUCCAUUGUGGUUGAGAAGGCUUCUUCUAACAACUUCUCAGGCUCUGCAAUGCUUAACCUCUUGCAAAGCCAGGCCAAGGCUAUGGCAGGUGACAAUGCAGUUCGGUCAUUGCUUGAGAAGAUGACACAGUGUGCAAGUUCUGCAUACCUGGGCAUACUAGAGAGGUGGGUAUAUGAGGGAGUAAUUGAUGAUCCUUAUGGUGAAUUUUUCAUUGCUGAAAACAAAUCACUUCUGAAGGAGAGCCUUACCCAGGACUAUAAUGCCAAGUAUUGGCAACAGCGAUAUAGCCUCAAAGAGGGCAUUCCUAGUUUCCUUACAAGUGUUGCAGGGACAAUUUUGACAACUGGGAAAUAUUUAAAUGUCAUGAGAGAAUGUGGGCAUAAUGUUCAGGUCCCCUUAUCAGAAAACUCAAAAUUAACAAGCUUUGGAUCAAAUCAUCAUUAUCUUGAAUGUAUCAAAGCUGCAUACGACUUUGCAAGUAGUGAGCUCUUGAAUCUCAUCAAAGAUAAGUAUGACCUCAUUGGAAAAUUGCGGUCGCUGAAGCGCUACUUACUUCUGGACCAGGGUGAUUUUUUGGUUCAUUUUAUGGACAUUGCUCGAGAUGAGCUUGCUAAAAGGCUAGAGGACAUUUCCGUUGAGAAGCUGCAGUCUCUGCUUGACCUUGCUUUGCGCAGCACUGCUGCUGCUUCAGAUCCAUGUCAUGAGAACUUGACAUGUUGUGUGGAAAGAACCUCAUUGCUCAAGAGGCUGACUGCACUUAAAGAUUUGGAAUGUGCUUAUCCUCCACAUUUAAACAAACCGAUUCCUGAUAGUGAUGACCAGCCUGAGCCAUUGAGCAUCACGGGCUUGGAAACAUUCUGCCUAAAUUACAAGGUUCAAUGGCCAUUAUCACUUGUUAUCUCAAGAAAAGCUUUAACAAAGUAUCAGUUGAUUUUUCGGUUCCUUUUCCACUGCAGACAUGUUAACCGCCAACUUUGUGUGGCAUGGCAAGUGCAUCAAGGAUUUCGUGCUUUCAACACACUAGGAACACCCAUCUUGCGAUCUUCUAUUCUUUGUCGCAGUAUGCUUAAAUUUAUAAAUAGCCUUUUACAUUAUCUAACAUUCGAGGUUCUAGAACCAAAUUGGCAUCUGAUGCAUGAUAGACUUAGGACUGCAAAGAGCAUAGAUGAGGUCAUCCAGUUUCAUGACUUCUUCCUCCAGAAAUGUCUGAAAGAAUGCUUGCUUCUUUUGCCUCAGCUUCUUAAGAAGGUGGAGAAGCUGAAAUCAAUAUGCCUUCGCUAUGCAGCUGCUAUUCAAUUGUUGAUACCAUCAAUCUAUGUACCUGAGCCGGAUGCUGCUGUUGGCUCGUUGGGAUUGGAUAGAUCUAAACCAAGGAGAUCUCAGAGUAGAAAUCAGCAAUUGAACCUUGCAGCAGAAAGCUCCAAAAUCUGUGAUUCUAUCAUGAAAUUUGAGAAGGAAUUCAAUGCUGAGCUUCAGAGUCUUGUGCCCAUCUUGAGCAACAGUUCACAAGCAGAGCCCUAUCUGACCCAUCUUGCCCAGUGCAUUCUUGGGGUAGGGAGCGAACAGUGAGUUACUUGAUGAUUACUGCACUACUUUGGUACCGGAAAGGUCACUCUCUUCCUCACGUGAAACUGUGAAUAGUGAUUUUUGUGUUGCAAAGGCAAAUGCAAAUAUCCAAAGUACAUUGUUAAGCCAACUACGCUAAAUGUGUUCUCUUAGGUUUGUUUUAUGCCUGUGCGGUAGCAGUUCUUUAUUGCUCGAGUAGAAGAGCCAAAAUUUGUAUCCUUGUACUGGUACUAAUAUACAUGGAUUUAUUAAGCGAGUUUUGCU
Messenger RNA from Elaeis guineensis (African oil palm), 2939 nucleotides. Lineage: Eukaryota; Viridiplantae; Streptophyta; Magnoliopsida; Arecales; Arecaceae. The record is from RefSeq and is a predicted model, not a curated record.